Molecule: messenger RNA, 579 nt
Organism: Protopolystoma xenopodis
Lineage: Eukaryota; Metazoa; Platyhelminthes; Monogenea; Polystomatidea; Polystomatidae
Source: the annotation of a GenBank genome assembly
AUGACUACGACCACUGAAGACUUAACUAUCGCUACUUGGAACCCGUCUAUUCUGUUCUCAGAUAAACUACUCCCUCUUUCUUCUUCCGACAGUCUUGACCUACCUUCCUUGGUCGAUAUUUCUUCCUCGGCCGUCCACACAACCAACGCUUCAUCGGCUUCCGUUACAUCACAGAAUAUCUCUUCAUCCUGUCUCUCCCGGCCCACUACUUACACAAAUUUACCGACGAAUCAGAAGGGAAAUCACCAGGCUCGGCAGCAGCGAAUUCAGUCGCGGCUACCCAAACGUCGAUCUCCGCCAGUUGGACGCCUUGGCAGCUGCUUUUCAGGCUGGUCUGGCGGGGAAAGUCGUGAGGGUGACAAUUUGGAGUUUCAUACAGGAACCUGGGGCUGGCGACCACCGAGUAUUGAGGGGACCGAAACUAUAUCCAAAAAAGAGUCUGCUGCGAUGUCAUCUCCGAUGAAUGAUUCCGAUUUGUUGAACACCCCACCUGAUGCAAUAGCGGUAGGCUUCUUUAAUCUCCUUAUAUGGCUUAUACUCCAAUCCUUAUUUACGGGAACUAUUGUUGUGAUUGCUUAG